This is a messenger RNA of Pteronotus mesoamericanus, 4220 nucleotides long. It is a transcript of the gene CHL1, whose product is annotated as cell adhesion molecule L1 like. The record is from RefSeq and is a predicted model, not a curated record. Gene Ontology annotation, cellular component: plasma membrane; axon. The transcript is spliced from 26 exons. The coding region runs from base 171 to 3683 and encodes 1170 amino acids. Gene Ontology annotation, molecular function: cell-cell adhesion mediator activity. Lineage: Eukaryota; Metazoa; Chordata; Mammalia; Chiroptera; Mormoopidae. Gene Ontology annotation, biological process: brain development; cell-cell adhesion; axon guidance.
GGGAACUCGGGCGCCGCCGCCCGGACCGAGACCAGCGCGUCGUCUCCCGCUCGCAGCCAGACCCCAGGACGAGGGCCCGGCGGACCUGGUGCCACAGGCAACGCAGGUCAGCCCGCGGUCAGAAGACGCAUCGAGAUUGCUCUUCUGGGUGGCCCCGUUCCUGAGGAGCCAUGGAGGCGCCGUUCAGGGCCAGAGGAUUAGUCUUGCCUCUCAUUUUCUUCCUGUUGGAACUUGCCACCGCCACAGAAAUACCACUUUCAGUUCAACAGGUUCCAACAAUCACAAAACAGUCGAAAGUACUGGUUGCCUUUCCCUUUGAUGAAUAUUUUCAAAUUGAAUGUGAAGCUAAAGGAAAUCCGGAACCAAAAUUUACGUGGACUAAAGAUGAGAAGCCCUUCGACCUCUCCGAUCCUCGGGUCAUUGUCUCCAACAACUCAGGAACCUUCAGGAUCCCAAAUGAAGGGCACAUAGCUCACUUCCAGGGGAAGUACCGCUGCUUCGCUUCCAACCGGCUGGGGGUCGCUAUGUCGGAAGAGAUAGAGUUCAUCGUUCCCAAUGUCCCGAAGUUCCCAAAAGAAAAGAUCGAGCCUCUUGAGGUGGAGGAGGGAGACCCCGUGGUGCUGCCCUGCAACCCGCCGACGGGCCUCCCGCCCCUGCACAUUUACUGGAUGAAUAUCGAACUGGAGCACAUCGAGCAAGAUGAAAGAGUGUACAUGAGCCAGAAGGGGGACCUGUACUUCGCGAACGUGGAGGAGCAGGACAGCCGGAGUGACUACUGCUGCUUCGCCGCGUUCCCGAAGUUGAGGACCAUCGUGCAGAAAAUGCCAAUGAAGCUGACAGUGAACAGCUUAAAGCCUAACGCCUCGGGCUCACCCACAGGAACUGGUUCCAGGGCCAAUUCGAUCAAGCAGAGGAAGCCCAGAAUGCUGUUGCCGGCCACCGAGAGGGACUCUGAGCAUCCCGUCACCGUCCUCAAAGGGGACACGCUGCUGCUGGAGUGCUUUGCCGAAGGCCUACCGACUCCACAGAUUGAAUGGAAAAAAAUGGGUGGAGAUCUACCAAAAGGAAGAGAAACCAAAGAAAAUUACGGCAAGACGUUGAAGGUAGCGAAUGUCUCCUACGAGGACCGAGGACGUUACCGCUGCACGGCCACCAACGUCCUGGGGUCGGCCACCCACGACUUCCACGUCGUCGUAGAAGAGCCCCCGCACUGGACGAAGAAGCCGCAGGGUGGCGUGUACAGCGCGGGGACCAGUGUCAUCCUGCUUUGUGAGGCGGAAGGCGAGCCCGAGCCCACCAUCCGCUGGCGAGUCAACGGCCUGCCCAUGCAAGAAAGUCCGUUUGCGGGCGGCGUUGUCCUCGCCGGGGAGGUGAGCUUCACGAACCUGCAGCCCAACCACUCGGCCGUGUACCAGUGCGAGGCCUCCAACGCGCACGGCACCAUCCUGGCCAACGCCAAUGUCGACGUCCUGGAUAUCCGUCCACUGAUACGAACCGACGAUGGAGAGAGCUACGCCGCCGUGGCGGGGUCCAGUGUGGCCCUGCACUGCGACUUCUUCGCCUCGCCCCAGGCGAUGGUGUCCUGGCUGAGGGCGGAGGAGCUGAAGCCCGUUGAAGGUCAGCGGUACCACGUCUAUGACAACGGCACCUUGCAGGUCAGCAGAGCCACCGAGGAGGACGCCGGCUCCUACACUUGCUGGGUGGAAAACGCCCGCGGGAAGACGGCGGUCACAGCCACUCUGGACGUCCGGAACGCAACGACAGUGGAGGUUUCUCCCAAGAACCCGCGGGUCCCCCGGUCCCACGCCCUCGAGCUGCACUGCGAGAGCCAGUGUGACCGGCACCUGAAGCCAAGCCUGACGCUGUCCUGGAGCAAAGGCGGGGACGCCCUGCAGCCCAGCGGCUCCGAGGACGGCAGGGUGGUCAUCGACGGGGCUCGGCUGACCAUCGCCAGCGUCACGCCCGAGGACCAGGGCGUUUACGCCUGCUCAGCCCGCACGGCUCUCGACAGCGUGGCCGACGAAACGCGCGUGACGGUGCUCGACGUUCCGGAUCCCCCGGAAAACCUGCGCUUGUCCGAGAGGCAGAACAGGAGUGUGCGGCUGACGUGGGACGCGGGGGACAGCCACAACAGCAACAUCACUGAGUACGUCGUGGAAUUCGAAGGAGACAAGGAGGUGCCGGGCAGGUGGGCAGUGCUGACCGUGGUCGGCGGGGAGGGGACCUCGGUCCUGCUCCCUCUGGCUCCAUACGUGAAGUACCAGUUCCGGGUCAUCGCCGUGAACGAGGUGGGCAGGAGCCUCCCGAGCAGGCCCUCCGGCCACCACGAGACGCCACCGGCAGCUCCCGACAAGAACCCACAGAACAUCAGGGUCCAAGCCUCUCAGCCCAAGGAGAUGGUUAUAAAGUGGGAGCCCCUGAAGCCCAUGGAGCAGAACGGACCGGGCCUGGAGUACCGCGUGGCCUGGCGACCCCAGGGGGCGCCCGCGGAGUGGGAGGAAGAGACCGUCCGAGAGCACAGCCUGCGGGUGAUGACGCCGGCGGUCUACGCCCCCUACGACGUGCAGGUGCAGGCCGUGAACCGCCUGGGCGCCGGCCCCGAGCCGCAGUCCGUGACCCUGUACUCGGGAGAGGACUAUCCCGACGCGGCCCCGGUGGUGCACGGGGUGGACGUCCUGAACAGCACGCUGGUCAGAGUCACCUGGUCCUCCGUGCCCAAGGACAGAGUCCACGGGCGGCUGAAAGGAUACCAGAUCAGCUGGUGGAGGACCAGGAGCCUGCUGGAUGGGAGGCCGCAGCCCAGAGAGGUGCGCACGCUGCGGUUCUCGGGGCAGAGGAGCUCCGGCAUGCUGCCCUCGCUGGAGGCCUUCAGCGAGUUCCGCCUCACCGUCCUGGCCUACAACGCCAAGGGUGCCGGGCCCGAGAGCGAGCCCUUCACGUUCCAGACGCCGGAAGGAGUGCCUGAGCAGCCGGCUUUCCUGAAGGUCGUCAAGGUCGACAGAGAUGCCGCCACUUUGGCCUGGGGGCCGCCUGAGAAGCCCAACGGCAACCUGGCUGGCUUCCUGCUGCAGUACCAGACGAUAAACGGCACGGAUGAGAUCGGGGAGCUGAGCGACAUCAACGUCACGGCGCCGGCCCAGCCCAGCUGGCGUCUGUCGGGCCUCAGCGCCAACACCAAGUACAAGUUCUACGUGCGGGCGUGCACGGCCCAGGGCUGUGGGAAGGCUGUCACGGAGGAGGCUGCGACGCCGGGGCAAGGCCAGCACGCGGGCCUGUCCGGGGACAUCGCCGCGCAGGGCUGGUUCAUCGGGCUGAUGUGCGCCGUCGCCGCCCUGACGCUCGUGCUGCUCGUCGUCUGCUUCGUGAGGCGCAACCGCGGCGGGAAGUACUCAGUGAAAGAGAAGGAAGACCUGCACCCAGAUCCGGAAGUUCAGUCGGGAAAGGACGAGACCUUCGGUGACUACAGCGACAGUGACGAGAAGCCGCUCAGAGGGAGCCCCCGGUCCCUGCAGCGGGACGCGCAGGCCACGGAGAGCGCGGACAGCUUGGUCCAGUACGGGGAUGGGGACCACGGCCUGUUCAGCGAGGACGGCUCGUUCAUCGGCGCCUAUGCCGGCGGCAAGGAGAAGGGCCCUGCGGAGAGCGACAGUGGCUCCGCAGCCACGUGCCCGCUGCGGGCAUGACGCGCCCUCUGGGGCGCCCUGGUCCCGGCCACCGGGCCGCCUGCGCUCGGGGACAGAGGUGCGCUGCCGGGGAGCCGGCCGGGGCUCAGCAUCCUGCGACCCGUGGGGGAGAGCGGCGCCGCCUGGGAAAAUAAAGGACCCAGCGCUGCGGGCCUGUGCGUCUUCGUUCGCUUUCUUCCCGGUGCCGACGAUGCAGAGGAAAUGAACCCUGCGUUCAGAUCCACCGCCCAAACCCAAAGGGUCUGCGCGUGUUCCCCGUGUCCGCAGGGAUGUGGGGACGCGCAGGGUCGCUGGGAACUGCUGAGUAGAGGGCAGGCGGUAAGCGGACCGGCUAUUUAAGUGUGAAGAGGAAUGUGAAUGUCUUACUAAAAUACCUUGUUGAGUAUGUACAGCCAAAAUCUACUAUUUAAGGCUUGCCAGCGUCUUAGGUGAGCAGCUGGUAUUUACUGAGCUCUGACCGUUGGCCCGGAGGCGGCCGUGCUUGGACGGCGGUCUCGCUGCUUCUCCAGUCUCAGCGUGAGUUGUCCUUUCCGUCAG